This is a messenger RNA of Xyrauchen texanus (razorback sucker), 2246 nucleotides long. RefSeq names its product glyoxylate reductase/hydroxypyruvate reductase-like. Bases 143 to 1126 code for a protein of 327 amino acids. Gene Ontology annotation, cellular component: cytosol. NCBI's taxonomy places the organism in Eukaryota, Metazoa, Chordata, Actinopteri, Cypriniformes, Catostomidae. The transcript is spliced from 9 exons. The record is from RefSeq and is a predicted model, not a curated record. Gene Ontology annotation, molecular function: hydroxypyruvate reductase [NAD(P)H] activity; glyoxylate reductase (NADPH) activity; hydroxypyruvate reductase (NADH) activity.
AACGCUAAUGGAUGCAAGCUGCCGAUAAACUCUAAAGAAGAAGAAGAAGAAAAAGUAGCGUCAGGGAACUGGGUAGUUUAAGUGGACUUCUGUUGCCAAGUUUAUGAGCUUAAUUCGCAGUUUUAACAUUUAAUCGAGCAGGAUGAGCGCGCAAGAUAUGCUAAAAGUGUUCAUCACCAGACGCAUCCCGCAGGAGGGCAUGAAAAUACUCCAAGAAGACGGCAGGUGUAAUUUGUCAGUUUGGGACUCUGAUGAGCCUGUUCCCCGGGCAGAGCUCUUGAAGGGAGUGGCAGGUGCUCAUGGGCUUCUCUGUUUGCUCUCAGACCGCAUUGAUGCUGAGGUCCUGGAUGCGGCUGGACCCAACUUGAAAGUGAUCAGCACACUUUCUGUGGGAUUUGACCACCUUGCCAUAGAUGAGAUUAAGAAAAGAGGAAUAAGAGUUGGCUACACUCCUGAUGUUCUGACAGAUACUACUGCUGAGCUGACAGUGGCUCUGCUCUUGGCCACUGCUCGACGUCUUCCCGAGGGUGUACAGGAGGUCAAGAAUGGUGGUUGGAGUACGUGGAAGCCCUUGUGGCUAUGCGGUUAUGGUCUGUCUGGCAGCACUGUUGGGGUUAUUGGAUUGGGACGCAUAGGUCUGGCCAUUGCAAGACGACUGAAGCCCUUUGGAGUGAAGAGACUGCUGUACACAGGCAGACAGCCCAAACCUCAGGCCCAAGAGGUCGACGGGGAAUAUGUGCCAUUAGAGAGACUGGUGAGUGAGAGUGAUUUUGUGGUGGUAGCCUGUUCUUUGACUCCUGACACUCAGGGACUGUGUGACAAAGCCUUCUUCGGCAAAAUGAAGAAAUCUUCAGUCUUUAUCAACACGAGCAGAGGGGCAGUUGUGAAUCAAGAGGACUUGUUUGAUGCACUCAAAAGUGGUCAGAUUGCAGCGGCAGGGCUUGAUGUCACAACCCCUGAACCUCUGCCAACCAACCACCCACUGCUGACCCUUAAAAACUGUGUGAUUCUCCCUCAUAUUGGUAGUGCCACCUACUCCACACGUGGUGUCAUGGCUGAACUUUCUGCAAACAACCUGUUGGCAGGCUUGACAGGCACGGAAAUGCAGAGUGAGCUGAAGCUGUAGUGCACUGAUCUGUGCCAUAUCUAAAAACUUGCACUAAUUCAAUCACUAAAUUUAUGAAUGAGAAAAGUCAGUACUGUAGAAUCUAACCAUUAAAUGCAUUGAUUUAACUAACUGAGAUUUGAGAGGACAUGGUUUAUUAUGCCUAUUUCUUCAAAUGUAACACUAAUACUGCACAGUACACUCAAAUUUCCAUUUGUUUAAAUUGUGUGGAUAGCAAAAAGACAAUGAAGAAUGAAUGAAUGACAAGGUAUUCAAUAUGUAAUAACUGAUUCAUUGAAAUUCCAGUAUUUUGGCAUCUCAUGGAGAAGCACAUUUUGUUGGUAGAAGUUAAGGCACAUUUUUUUUUUAAACAGAAGAUUUGAAUAAAAUGUGAAUGUCUUAGUCGUUAAAUUGAUUUAAUAAAAAAAUAAAAUGAUUAUCAUGUGAUAAUGUGUUCAUGUAGUGUUUAGUUUCUACUCUCAAUACAUUUGAAAUAAGGUUUAUAAGUGGGUACAACAAGGUAAAUUAUAAGUAAAUGUUUAAGUUGUUAAAGGGAUAGUUUGGCCAAAAAUAAAGAUUCUCUUCAUUUACUCACACUCAUGCCAUCCCAGAUGUGUUUGACUUUCUUCUGCAGAACACAAAGAUUUUUAGAAAAAUAUCUUGGUUGUUGGUCCAUACAAUGCAAGUGAAUGGUUGCCAAAAAUGUUAAGCUCCAAAAAGCAUAUAAAGGCAGCAUAAAAUUAAUCCAUAUAUUCAGAAGUCUUAUGACAGGUGUUGGUGAGAUACAGAUCAAUAUUUAAGUCGUUUUGUAUUAUAAAUCUCCAUUUUAAAAUGGCCUGUAAGUGCUCUUCUCACCAGGAGUUAUUCUUCUUUUGUUUUUGUCAUGUCUCAUUCUUUGUGCAUAUUGCCACACAUUUGGCAGGGAGGACAAUUUAUAGUAAAAAAUAAAACAUUAAAUAUUGACCUGUUUCUUAUUAACACCUGUCAUAUUGCUUCUGAGGACAUGGAUUAAACCACUGGAGUCUAAUGUUUACUUUUAUGCUGCCUUUAAUUGCUUUUUUUUUUUUUAGCUUAAAGUUCUGGUCACCAUUCACUACAGAGAUGAAAUAUUUUUCUAAAAAAAUUAUAAUAAGUGUUCUGC